AUGUCGGCAUCAACAUCCAUUCCCUGUGGUUCAAAGAGUGCGGGAGGCAACGGGAAUGGUGUUGACAGGCUCAGCAGCCUGUCAGACGAUCUGCUCCACCAUGUGAUGUCCUUCUUGCCGAUGCCGGAGGUCGUGCACACAAGUCUUCUCUCACCAAGAUGGCGCUUUCUUUGGUGCUCUACACCAUUCAUCCGCAUCGACAGCGAAGACUUCAUGGAUCAGUGCAAGCUGGAGAAGUUCGGGGACCGCUUGCUGCUCUUGCGUGACGGUACUAUUUCCUUGGAUGAAGCCCGAAUCCAUGCCUACCGUGCUGAUAGUGCCACGUGUUCCGCAUGGAUUCGUCAUGCCAUUAUGCACAAAGUUCGCCUCCUUCAUAUUUCUGGGUUUCUCCGUUUGGAUAGCACAGCAACGUUUCCUUCUCGGCACCUCAAAAUAAUCAGGCUGCAAUCUGUCACGUUGAAACAUGGGUUAUUUAGGCCAUUGAACUACGACUGCCCUGUUCUUGAACAUUUAGAGCUGGAGUUGUGCAGUGUAUGUGACCAUGAGGAGAUCUCAUCAAGCUCAGUCAAGGUUCUGGAUGUCAGUCACUGCCUCAUUAUCUCCAGUCUCCUGAUUUGUGCUAGGAACCUUACCCAUCUCUCUAUCCUUCACCCAUAUGCUGGUGCUAUAGUAACUAGGGGUCUGUCUUCUCUGGUGACAGCUUUGAUUAAUCUAAGGCCUAAAUCUUUUCAUCAUAUGGGCACAGUAAUGGAUCAUCAUCUACUUGACGGCCUUCCGCAUGCCACAACGUUGGAGCUGCAUGCGCCAUUGCAUGAGCGCGCAUUUGAGGGAGGUAUGCUAACAUGCCCAGCAUUUAGCAACCUGACAAGCUUGGUGCUGGGUGAUUGGGUCAUGACUGCUGACUUCUACCCAUUGCACCGCAUUCUCCAGCUCUCAGACAAGCUGAAGGACCUAACUUUGAAGCUCGAAAUGGAGGAAUGCAGCACAUGCAAAGCCUUGCCGCCAACAAGGAGAGCGCCGACGUCGGCCUCAGGCAGCUACCCUUGCAUCGAGAGGAUCAAAAUCUACUGCCGGAAAGAACAUCUGAGGGUCGAUGAGUUGGUGCAGGCGUUGCUGCUCAUUGCCGGCAAUGCGAAGAUCAGCAUCGAGCGUCGGCCCUGA
Messenger RNA from Triticum turgidum subsp. durum (durum wheat), 1161 nucleotides. The record is from the annotation of a GenBank genome assembly. Lineage: Eukaryota; Viridiplantae; Streptophyta; Magnoliopsida; Poales; Poaceae.